GCAUGUUGAGUUUGAGUGACCAUGUGAUUUUUGUUUCUGUUUAGCAGGUUGCAAAGGGAAGGUGAUCCUUACCUUCUCUCUAGCACAGGGGAACUGCUGCCUCACAGAAUCACUGUCUCGGGUUUAAUCCUCGAUUGAAUGUUGAGUUUACAGAGAUUGCAUGCUCUGUCUGUGACUGUCACUUUACUCCAAAUACUUAGGAGUUGAUAUGCAAAGAAUACUUUUUAUCCCACGACACUUAUAGAAUGCCUGGCAGUAAUGUGCACUUUCAUUCAGUGUACGGCAGCAAAAAGGGGAAACAGAAGCUUGUUGUUGUCCUACCAACAGUCCCAUUUUAAACUGUUGCCGCUGUAUUGAAGACAGAUCCUUAAACAAAAUGAGUGACUUACAAGAAGAAGGUAAAAAUGCCAUCAAUGCUGCAUUGUCACCUACACCUGCAGACGUUCACCCAGAGGAUACCAUGCUAGAGGAAAAUGAAGAACGCACGAUGAUUGAGCCAUAUUCUAAGGAAGAAGCAAAGUUUAAAGAACUCGUAAAGGUUCUAAUUGACUGGAUUAAUGAUGUUCUUGUUGAAGAAAGAAUAAUAGUGAAGUCAUUGGAAGAAGAUCUUUAUGAUGGUCAGGUUCUGCAGAAAUUGCUAGAAAAACUUGCAGGUCGUAAACUGAAUGUUGCUGAAGUGACACAGUCUGAAAUAGGGCAGAAGCAGAAACUUCAGACAGUGCUGGAAUCUGUAAAUAAUCUACUUCGACCUCAAGGGUGGGCAAUCAAAUGGAGUGUUGAUUCAAUCCACACAAAAAACACAGUGGCCAUUCUUCACCUUCUUGUGGCUUUGGCCAUGCACUUUCGAGCCCCUGUUAGAUUACCAGAACAUGUCGCUGUGCAGUUAGUGGUUGUACGGAAGAGAGAAGGGAUACUUCACACAUCCCACAUUACAGAGGAGUUGACCAGCACUACAGAGAUGAUGAUGGGGAGGUUUGAACGGGAUGCAUUCGAUACACUGUUUGACCAUGCUCCUGAUAAACUCAGUGUUGUUAAGAAGUCGCUCAUCACCUUUGUGAAUAAACAUCUAAACAAACUCAACUUGGAAGUAACAGAACUGGAGACACAGUUUGCAGAUGGUGUGUACCUUGUGUUGCUUAUGGGACUUCUUGAAGAUUAUUUUGUUCCUCUGUACAAUUUUUAUCUGACACCAGAAAGUUUUGAGCAGAAGGUUCAUAACGUGUCAUUUUCCUUUGAGCUUAUGCAGGACGGAGGGCUUAAGAACCCAAAAGCUCGGCCAGAAGAUGUUGUAAAUUUGGAUCUGAAGUCAACAUUGAGAGUGCUUUACAACCUGUUCACAAAAUACAAAAACGUGGAGUGAUUGCCUGAAUAUCCAAGAUGAGUUCAACUGGAAAUAUCAGUAGUCAAUUGUCAACACUGACUCCAAUGUAUCUGUGCCUUACCUUAUAUUAGUAUAGGUUUCUUGUUUUGUUUUAAAAUCUAUGGUAAUGUUUUAUUUGUUCUUCAAUGAGCAGUGUUUUCUGUCUCUGGGUCCAUUUCCUCCUCUCAAACAGUUUCUUUAUUUAAUUAGAUGUUAUCAUUCUGGUUUUCUUAGAGGAGUUUCAAGCAUAAUGCUAUUGACUUUUUUCCUCUUUUCAUUGUAUGUUAUGUGGUUGGGCUCCACUGUCAUAAACGCUUCUUUAUGCGGUCCUUAAAAGGCCUGAGAGAAUUGAGAUUAAAAUGUAUAAUCUCUUUCUUUGUGACCUUCUGAGGUUUUAGCAAUCUUUCAGAACACAGACUUCCUUCAUAGUGUAAGAACAUUUCUUCAGCUAUUGAUUCUGAUUAUAAUUGGAGAAUUAUAUAAGCAGUGAUUGACAAAGGUUGGGUAUACCUAAUAUUUAAUGUAAGAGUAGUGCUCUGGGCCAAAGUCAAAGUAAACCGUGAAUGAAGUUACCACUUUUACUACAAUGCCUUACUUUCAUGAAAAUGUUCUAAAAUUUUUUCCCCUUUAUUCUGCUUGCCUAUUAUCCACCCUUGAUCAAUUGGAGAUAAGUGAGAACAGUGGGCAAGAGCAUUGUUCUGGCACCUUGGCAUUUUGCUUUGUUCUCUUAUUGAGGCCUUUCAGAUGAAACAGUGAGCAGACAUCCUUUCAAGUCUGAACAUUGUGAUAAAAGGCUCCAUCUCCAGAGUCAAAUAUCUCUUUACAGCACUUCAGAUGAGAUUUAGAACUUGAAGAAGCAGCCAGUGGGACCUCAGCAUUACUGUAAGCAGGGAUACCUCAUCACAGCACCAUAUAGUUAAUUCAUUAUUAAUGUAAUCAGUGAAUAAUAUAUAAUUGUUGGCAGUGAUAGAUCAUAAUUUACAGUUGUGCCACCUACCCAUUAAUUUUAAGAAUAUGUUCACAGUCAGUAAGAAGGUUGAGAAAAAUAAACAAGUAUCAUUGAAGAGUAGCUGAUCGCGGAUCCAAAAAUAAUUGUCACAAUUCAAUGAAAGGACAAACAAUUAUUGUUAAAAUUUUUACCCAAACACAUUUACUUUCUCUUCAAGUAUUUGGCCUUCAUGCUCUCUCUUGAGCCUAAGAAUGCCUCAUGUUGCUGCUGCAGUUUCCAAAUUAUGCAAAUCAUGAUUUAAUAAACAAGAUGUGAUUUGAGAAUAGUGAUUAAAUAUAUACUCAAAACUAAAUGUAAAAAGAACUCAAUCAUUUCAUUGCAUCAAUGUAUUCCAUUACAAAAUUUUAUUGACUUUUAAUUUGAAUAUAGAACAAGAAAAUGAAAAUAAAUUCUGCAGAGGAAACUGAAGAAUUAAUGUGUUCUUCAACCAGAUGGUGGUGCUGUAGCACAAGCAGACUCCACCAUGAAAUUUUGUUUCAAAAAAUCUUGAUAUUACAGAAAACCACCUAUUUUCAGGGUUGUCAAUAUGUCUGGUGUCAAAGCUCUAACUCUAGAAGUACAUUGAUGAAAUGUGCUCUGGAGUCAAAAUACUUCUUUUGAUGUCAUUGAUGGAGAGUAAAAAUACAUUGCUAAAGUUGUAGAUAAGAGAAAUCUUCCUACUUAUAAUCAAUUGUCUUUUCUCAUGUAGAUAAGGUCAUAAACAUGUUACCCGCUGGCCGAGGGCUGUUAAGGCUUUUCAAGAUGCACUCUCUGAACUGCUCCAAGCUAGAGUGUGACUGAUUUUAGUGCUUUCUUCUUGCUGAAUGAUUGGUCCUUAAACAGUCAGGACUAAAGUUGAGGGAAGUGAUAUAAUUGAUUUUUCAUAAACCACAAUUGAAAUGUAGAAAGCUUUGUGCGAUCAUAGGACUGAAGCAAACAAAAACCUCAGUCGUAGGGAAUACUUUCAGAAAUUAUGAACUGAAUGAAAUGUGCUCUAGAGUCAUUGUAAACUCCUGUUUGGCAAGUUUUAUAUAUUCAUAAUUGAGAGACAAGUUUAAAAAAUGGAUACAGAAAGGCUGACAUGAAAAUAAUCUCAAAUGCAUUGGAGAAAAAUAUAUUGCUUACAAUUGCAGCUAAAUUUAAUAGUGUGCAAAACAAGUAUCAGGAGUGAUCAUUUUGCAGCCUUGACAAUUAAAAAAUAACACUUUCUGAAUUGUAAUAAAAUGCUGCAAUAGCAUGAUUGCCAGCUGAACAGCUAGUUGGAAAUGACUAAUCAACUGUUUACUUGCAGUGAUUAGUGGUAACUUGAAGUACAUUUUCAUAAAAGAAUUUUAAAUAUUGUUGGUAAGACUUAGCUAGUUUUACAUGGUAUAGUCACUGGACCCUUGCAUAUUACUUGAAAUUUGUACAUUGGGACUGUUCUGAUCCCUUUCAGGUACUGCACUAGAAAGAUCAGUAAUGGAUUUUCUUUCUCCAAACUUCUAAAUUGUAAGUGAUUUCAUAUGAGACAUCAAUUUCUUUGGAAUGUAGGUCACUUUGGGUUAUUUCCAAAUUAUGGUAUUUGUACUCUAAGCAUAAUCAUGAAUUCUGGCAAGAUGUCUCCAACCCUAUGGAUUAACUCUAUUUCUUUUUCUGUGGAUGCUGAAUAAUCUGCUGUGAUUCUAGCUUUUCCAGUUUUUAUUUCAAGCAUCAUGUUUGAACUGUUAUCUCAUUCUUCUUAAAUUUCACUAAUGUAACUUUGUAUCUUGUUCUACAUCAGAUCCCAUUCACACAUCCCUGUGCUCACUUAUCUGCAUUAGCUCCUGAUGCUCUAAAUUUGACAGUUUUUGUAAUGCAUUUAAAUUGCCCCAAACUUUCACCCUUCCACAUCUUUGUAAGCUUGUAGAUGCUGUGUUGCCCACCCCCCCCCCCAGCACUAUAAAUUCUUAUGACUAAUCUUUUGUUCAUUCAUCUCUCCUAGCCUGGAGGUAGGCUGCUUGAUUAUUAUGGGAAUUAUAAACAUAGCUGAAAAAUAUGAAAUAAUCAACAGAGAGUUGCACCGUAAUUGGCAGAGCAGGUAGAAAUACUGCCUCACAAUUCAAAUAUAUUCUGAUUUAAAAUGCUGCAUGGGCAGAAUUUGUAUGUUCACCUUAUUGUAGCAUAGGCUUCUGCCAAAUUCUCCAUUUGCUUCCCGAAGAUGUGCAGCUUAGUAAGCUGCUGUGAAUUACUCCUAUUGGGAGGCGAGUUGCGGCAAAAGAACUGAAGGAAGCUUAUGGAUAUGCGAAAAGGAAUAAAUUACUAUAGAACAAGCGAGCCAAAGGUUUGCUCUAAGACCCAAAAUGGACUCACUGGGCCAAUAGGUACAUAUUUAAAAAGGAAAGAAGUGUACUAGCUUUAGGAGGGAAGAUAAUUCAAAAAGCAGUGUUAUUUGCUUCCCAUUAUGCUUCUCUGAACUCAUUUAGCUGUUUUCCUCUAACCUUUCCUCUCUAAUCUGGUUUCAGUCUCUCAAAGUUUUUUUCAUUUGAGCCAGUGAUAAUGAUAGUAGGGCUCUCAUGUGCCAUGUUUCAUUGAUGUCAAGGGAAGCUGUUCUCAGUUUUCCCCUUUUGGGUAAGAUCAGAUAAACUUAAGACCAAUGCAGCUUGUGGUUUUAGACUGAUAAGGCGCGUGGCCUAGUGGGCAAGGCAUCCUAGUAACCUGAAAGUCACUGGCUCGAGCCUCAGCUGAGGCAGCGUGUUUGUGUCCUUGAGCAAGGCACUUAACGACACAUUGCUCUGCGACAUCACUGGUGCUAAUCUGCAUGGGUCCUAGUUCCCUUCCCUUGGACAACAUUGGUGACGUGGAGAGGGGAAGGCCUGCAGCUUGGGCAACUGCCAGUCUCCUAUACAACCCUGCCCAGGCCUGCGCCCUGGAAACUCCAGGCGCAGAUCCAUGGUCUCUCGAGACCGACGGAUGCCACCACCAGUCUGAUAAGCAGACGUGAGACUAAACCAAAUUAUAUGUGGUCUUCACCUGUUCUUGUUCACUUAGUCACUCUUGCCAGAAUUAAUCCAUGAGUCACUUUAAUGUGUUUGUGAUACUAAAUCUUUUAAGGUAUCCUCAACUUUAUCUAAAUAACUCAACAUGUUCUUCAGGAAUAUAAAGAAAGGUUUCAGAAUCAUAGAGCAAAUUACUGGAUGAUUCAGUUUUGCUGAAGGUUUAAAGCAGCUGAACAUUAAUCUUUGCAGCUGUGUUUACCAAUAGUGUUUUAUUCCUUAAAACACUCUCUUGAAUCAGUUUGACACAAUGUUUAAAAGAUUUAAGCAUCAGGAAUAUUUUUAGGUGCCAGAAACAGCUGUAAUUAAAAAUAUGAUCAAAAUGAUGUCUAGGAAUCUGGUUAGAAUUUUUAAUUAAAUUGGGGGAGGGAAUUCCUUUGUUAGAAGUUGGAGAAUUUUAAUUGUUUGUAUUUUCUUUAUCCUAGUGUGUAGCUGGUAUGAAUUCAAAUAGUAUUAAGUUAGAUGAUUUUAUUUCAAUGUUAAAUAUUAUUUAUGCUUAACUGAAUUUAAGUUUUGUUUGAAUUCAAGCUGAAUUAAUCUUCCAAACUACAGAACUGGAGUAAGAAUCUUGACUUGACAUCGCUUGCUAACAUUAACUUUUAUCUGUAACAGCAUAUUUGCAACUUUAUUUUGUAAAAUUAUAUAGAAGCCAUUUACAGAUAAGUUUUCUGAGACCUCACUUUGAUACUAAUAGUACAUUUUUUAUAGCUGUGAGAGAUAUUUUAAUCACUAAUAAGUGUCAACAGUGUGCAGAUAGCUGGGCUACUGUGUAUUCAACUGCGAUGCAAUAACUUUCAACUAAACUGUGUAAAAAUGGACUCAUUUUUAACUGAGCGGCUACAUCUUAUAGAGAAAAUGUGGUUUGCUAAUGUCACUUCACUAAGGCAUGAGGUGUGAAAAGUUGAUGAACAGGAAAUUCAAAUAAUAGUUAUAGUUCAGUAUUAUAAUUUAUUCAAAUUGUCUUUGCUAAAUGAACUACAGUGCAAUAACCACAAGAACCACUAUCAAUAACAACCUAACUGGAGUGCUAAUGUUUGAAUGGAAGAUUAUAUAUUUCAAUACAUUUUCCAAAAUUAAAUUAAUGUGACACAGAUGAAGUUUCUGGUCCAAAUAUCAAAUAAUCCUAAGAGUAAACAUCUGUGUCACUAACUGCAGAUGUGUUUUGAGCUUGUCAUUCAAAAUUUGGAGGUCUUCAUAGAAUUAGUAUUUGAUCGCUGCCUUUGUCAUCCCAAUUGCAGUACUGUUCAUGGAAAAUUUGCAUUUGUAAUGUCCUCAAUGUAUUCAUCUAAAUUUUCCAUUGUUAUUAUUUCCAUAUUAAUUUGGUGGUCUUUAGUUGGCAAUUAACAAAGAGAAGUUUAGUUCUUAGAAAAGUGUGUUUUCCAUAGGAAUGGGAUUGUCAAGGACAAAUUUUAUCUUUCCCCAAGUUAUCAUGAUUGACUGGAGACCGAAAGGAGCAAUGAUCUUGAAUCUGCCAGCAUCUGUGGCAUUUUAACUUAGAUGAUAAAAAUUUUCAUGCCUCACAUUACUUCUAGCCAGUGCAUACUAAAGUGCUUUAAUCAAUUAAAUUAAAAUCUUUGGAUGUAAUCUGAGAUUGUAAAUUUUGUCAUAGAUUUAAAUUCUGAUGUAUUCUUAGAUCUGUGCAUUACAGUGCUGAAAUAUAUAAUGUUAGGUUAAAAAAACUGCCUUUCUGUAUCUUGCUGAGUUGAAAUUUGGUCCAACUGAGUUUGCACAUAUUUGGUGGAAAAUAGUUCUAAUUAACGAUAAAUCUACAAAUGUUUGUAUCUAAUGUAAAAACCACUGACUGUAGCUUGCAUUAUGUGGUGAAUUUUAACUGGAGAUUAAAGACAUUGGUAGCGGCAAUAUUUGUGAUCUAUUUUGGAUUAAAUACAGGCCUCUGCAACAGUGCACUGUUUAACUUUAUUCUACACCGAAUCAAUGCUUUAACUUGCAUUUCUUGAUGGUAUUGGAACCAAAAAAGAAGUACAUUACUUUUCCUGGUCUUGAGGAAGCUACAUAAUUGAGCAGUUGAAAGAAAAUGCUUCACAUUGCUGGAAAAUUAUCAUUUUUUUCUUCUUUUGGGAAGAAUUUCGUUUUAUCCUAAAGAACCAUCCUAAAGAAGUGUUUGCCAGUUACUAGAAAAAUAAGUACAUGGUUGCAGAGUUGUGCCUUCAUUUUAACAGCUGAUAAUUUAUUUAAUCUCAUGCACCUUUCAAUGACAAUGGUUGUCAUGUUGUUGAAAAUUGUUUUUUCCCUCAAGGUGAUGUAACCAUAUAAAGUCAGUAAAUGUUUGCAUGAGUAUAGAAGAAAUACUGGGAGCAAACAACAUUGUGGUCAUGUGAAAGAAAAUUAAUGUAGGCAUGGUUGUCAAAGACUAACAGUUAUUUAUUCUAAUAAAUGUUUACUAGCAGCCAUAUGUUACUGUUUGCUUAUUAAAAUCCCACUGGCCUUACCCUUUGCCAGUUAAGAUGUGUGCUUUACUUAUCAAUGUAAUCAAGAGUGAAGGAAAUGAAUAAACAGAACAUUGAUAUGCAUCAGAGUUCUUUUGCUGCUGCUAAUUAUUUUAACUGUGAGGGUUUGCAUUUAUUUUAUUUUGAGAUAUAAAUGAUUUCCCCUUCAACACGUCCAAUUUGUGCCUCUGCUGAAUUUGCGAAUGAUUUCACUCAGUUUCAUAGUUUCUGCCAAAUUAUUCUUUCUAAUUGUUAAAGUAUUUUAAAAAUGCAAUCUCUUUGUUUAAGAUAGGCAGAUACAUUUUUAUGAAGUGGGAUGGAUGCUCUGAAUGUGCUUCUUUAUUCUGUUCCAGAUUCAGAAAUACUGACAUUUUUUGUGGGCAUGUGCUUAGAUUUUGAAACAAGCUUGUAUGAAUUUAAAAAUAUAUAUUAAAAGAGGAGAUGACAGUGUCUACCUAA
Hypanus sabinus (Atlantic stingray) is the source of this 8265-nucleotide messenger RNA. RefSeq names its product parvin, beta (gene parvb). Gene Ontology annotation, molecular function: actin binding. The record is from RefSeq and is a predicted model, not a curated record. Bases 377 to 1360 code for a protein of 327 amino acids. The transcript has 14 exons. Gene Ontology annotation, cellular component: cytoplasm; lamellipodium; actin cytoskeleton. NCBI's taxonomy places the organism in Eukaryota, Metazoa, Chordata, Chondrichthyes, Myliobatiformes, Dasyatidae. Gene Ontology annotation, biological process: substrate adhesion-dependent cell spreading; actin cytoskeleton organization; establishment or maintenance of cell polarity.